CGGUAUUCCAUCGUAUUUUCCUUCAGUCUAGUGCCUACAGACAUCUUUGAUGAGAGGUGAUUUUGCAUAUCGUGAACUUUUAACACUACACCAUAAAAAAAGGUAGGAUCCACUUCUUACCUAUAGCGUGAACAUGAUUGUCUCAAUUUUGGAUUACGGCAGCGGGAAUGUUCGUUCCCUCGUAAAUGCUGUCAAGUAUCUUGGUUACGAAACAGAAUGGAUCCGUGAUCCAGCGAAAGUCGAGGACGCUGAGUGCUUAAUUUUCCCCGGUGUUGGAAAUUUUGGUUUUGUUUGUGACUCGCUCAAAGAACAAGGUUACUUUGAACCAAUUCGAAAAUAUUUGGCGUCAGGAAAGCCAUUUAUGGCUGUCUGCGUUGGUAUCCAAGCACUUUUUGAAGGCUCUACCGAAUCGCCAAGUUCUGAGGGACUUGGUAUUUUCAAAGGAUUUGUGGAAAAAUUCGAUACACAAACUAAGACUGUUCCGCAUAUUGGUUGGAAUUCUUGUGCUGUUCGCAGCGACCUGACGCACGAAUACUACGGUUUGAGACCCCACAGUAAGUACUACUAUGUUCACUCGUACAUGCUUCCUGCAAACAAAUUGAGCAUACCGACGGAAUUUAAGGUAGCUACAACUGUUUAUGAGGGAGAGGAAUUCAUUGGAGCUAUCAUGAAGAAAAAUUUUUUCGCUACGCAGUUCCAUCCCGAGAAAAGUGGUUUGGCAGGCUUACAUUGCCUGAGUUCUUUCCUGAGCGGAGCAUUUGCAGUACCGAUUGAUGGACUUGCUUCUCGGCUGAACGAAACUGCUGUCGGUGGUUUGACAAAGCGUAUCAUUGCAUGUUUGGAUGUACGCUCCAAUGAUGCCGGCGAUCUGGUUGUGACGAAGGGCGACCAGUAUGAUGUGCGUGAGAAAUCAGCUGCUGGUUCGGAAGUCCGUAAUAUGGGCAAACCUGUAGAGCUUUGUGAGCGCUAUUUUAAGGAAGGCGCUGACGAAGUCACCUUUCUAAAUAUCACUUCUUUCAGAAACUGUCCCCUUCGUGACUCUCCUAUGUUGGCAGUAUUGGAGAAAUCUGCCGAAACGGUGUUCGUUCCAUUGACUGUUGGUGGUGGCAUCCGUGAUAUUACAGAUCCAGAUGGUACUUUCCAUCCUGCGUUAGAAGUUGCAGGUUUGUACUUUCGGUCUGGCGCCGAUAAGGUUUCCAUUGGUAGUGAUUCCGUCUAUGCUGCUGAACAAUACUACCAAAACGGUAAAACUUUAACCGGAAAAACAGCCAUUGAAACUAUCUCUAAAGCCUAUGGUAAUCAAGCAGUAGUGAUAUCCGUUGAUCCUAAACGCCAUUACGUUGACAAUCCUUCUGUAACUUCACAUCAUUGUGUUGAGACUUCCCGAGUCGGUCCUAAAGGCGAAAAGUAUGCUUGGUACCAGUGCACUGUAAAAGGUGGCCGCGAGUAUCGUGACUUGGAUGUUAUACAACUUGUUCAAGCAUGUGAAGUUAUGGGUGCCGGCGAGAUCCUUCUUAACUGUAUGGAUCAAGAUGGUUCAAAUUCUGGUUACGAUAUUGAACUUAUUCGUUCAGUGAAACAGGCGGUCUCCAUUCCAGUAAUUGCCUCUAGCGGUGCCGGUAUUCCCGAACAUUUCGAGCAGGUUUUUAAUGAAACCAAUUGUGAUGCCGCACUGGCUGCGGGCAUCUUCCAUCGUCAAACCUGCAGCAUCGCUGACGUUAAGAAGCAUCUCGAGAAAACUGGUAUCCUUGUUAGAGAAGCGUAAGUUUCGGUGUUUACAUAGUAUGCUACAUUCAUUCAUUACCUUUGUGUGAUCAAAUAGGCAAGUGUAUUUUUGCUUUUAUUAGGAUAUUGCUAGUGUAUCCCUUGUUCUGCAAGUAUUUGCUUCUGGAAACAAGUAGUUCUUAUGCAUUCUUUUUCGUAUCCUUUGGCUUCGUGUCAUUUCUUACCGUAUUAAAUCUAAUAGACUUAAAAAAUAGUCUGUCAUAGUACGCGAUACAUAUGCUAAAUAAAGAUGCUGAAAAGGCUGCUGACGCUAUGUACAAAAGCGUAUUCAACUGAUCAGCUUUCCAUAAAUUCGUUGUAUAUUGAGUCACAGCUCUAAGUAUUAGGGACAAGAGAAACAACGGUGCCCCGGGUGAACAAUCUUUCAGCUUAAAAUUUGGUAAUCUCUUGUACAUGUACCGAAUGGAAAUGAUGAUUCUUAAGCCAAGAUUGAGCAUAUUGGAAUAAAUGAAACCUGCGGGACCUAAAGAAAACCACUGUAGGAAGACCAGACCACUUAAAAAGUAAGCAACGCUGAUAAAUAACAUAUAACGAGUUUGACUUAUUAUCUCUUGAACAGAAGCAGUUGAAACAAAAU
Molecule: messenger RNA, 2362 nt
Organism: Schizosaccharomyces japonicus yFS275
Lineage: Eukaryota; Fungi; Ascomycota; Schizosaccharomycetes; Schizosaccharomycetales; Schizosaccharomycetaceae
Product: imidazoleglycerol-phosphate synthase
Exons: 2
Coding region: 134-1765 (543 amino acids)
Biological process (GO): L-histidine biosynthetic process; L-glutamine metabolic process
Molecular function (GO): imidazoleglycerol-phosphate synthase activity; pentosyltransferase activity; glutaminase activity
Source: RefSeq, a predicted model, not a curated record